UUCUCCGCGGAGUUUGUUUCUCGGACCAUGGCGCUCCCCUCCGAGCGCUUCGCUGCAUACGUGGCGUUUUGUUUUAUUUUUCUAGCACUAAUUCACUUCCCUGCAGGAGCCUCGGCCGGCGCCAGUCAGAAUGUGUUUCCCCUCUUGCAGCCUUACGACUUCUUGUAUUACAGCGGGGUGCGCGCAUAUUACGGAGAGGAGUGGAGCAAGGCGGCGGAGCUGCUGGAGAAAGCCAUCGCCACCAAGGAGUCGCUGCUCAGAGUGCGGCGGAGAUGUCAUGAUGAGUGCGCUGCAGCCGGGACACACGCUCGCAACAAGCUGGACUCUCAAGAUGAAAGUUUUUGGGACCUUUGGGUCCUGGAUUGGAUUCAAAGGAAAGCUGAGUGUAUGCGGUUCUGUGUUGGACGUGCCGUCAGUCCUACAGGACAGCUGCCUACUUCUACUGAUAUUGAAUAUGAAUUUGACACACGGAACCCCUACAAUUUUCUGCAAGUCACAUACUACAAGUUGGAAAAACUGCAGAAGGCGGCAGCAGCAGCUCACACCUAUUUUGUGGCCAAUCCCAGUCACCUCGAGAUGAGAAACAACAUCGAGAAGUACCGACGCAUGGAUGCUGUGACUGAAGAAGAUUUCCAGGACAGAGAAAUUGAAUAUGAGAAACACUGGGUCUUCUAUGAUGCUGCACUUCAGCACGAGGCCUCCUCUGACUGGGUGCAAGCAACAAAGAGAUGGAAAGCUUGUCUGAAUGAGACUCUGCGACAGAUGGAGGAGUGCAGGGUUCAGUGUGAGACGACUGCACAACGGCUGCCUGAGGACAGAGGGGUGGACAGUGUUGAAGGCGUGUUUGAAAAAGCUGCAGCUCUCUCGCUCUCAUUGCUCUCAUGCCAGCAGUUGUGUGUGACUCAGGUCGCCACCCGACCUGGAAGGAUUUCUGCUCAAGAGGAUUUCUUGCCUACACAGCUGGAGCAUCUGCACAUAGCACAGUUUAAAGCUGGUGAUAUAAGUGGAGCACUGCAGACACUUCACUCUUUUCUCCUGUUUUACCCUUCUGACAAGGACUCCUUGGACAACCUGCAGCUCUACAUUGAGACACUAGGGGGAGACGUGAACACACAGGGCGCACAGCCUGCUCAGGAGAUUGUCAGAUACAUCGAUCGCUCUCUGUCGGAAAAAAAGCUGUUGUAUUUUGGUAUGGAGAACCUUGACUUCAAUUUCACUGACCCAGAUCUUUGGACACCAGAAGAUGCUGUACCUGAAUCACUGAGGAUAAAUUGGAGAGCUGAAAAAGAAAAAGCAAAUGAGAAGAUGAAAGAAGUAGAGCAGGAGGAAGAAGUUGAUGACAGUGGAUUUUUUGGAGGGGGCCCAGUUCCUCAGGAGGGCGUUACCAUUACUAUGGAUGAUGAAACUUUAAAUGGGACCAAUCGAGUUGCCUUUGAUGGAGUUAUGACUGACAAGGAGUGUGACAGGAUACUGCAAUUAGCAACUGUCGCAGGAUCCGUUGGAGAUGGUUACAGAGGACGAAGGUCUCCGCACACGCCACAUGAAACAUUUGAAGGUCUGACCGUCCUGCGGGCUGUAAAGUUGGCUCAGGAUGGCCUGGUGAAUCAGACAGAUGCGAGGCUGCUACAUGAGUUGGGGGAAAGAGUGAGAGUUCUGCUGCACUCCUACUACAGAAGCCCCUCAGGACUUUUUAUCUCUUUUACUCACCUGGUGUGCCGCAGCGCUGUUGCAGGUGACCAGGAGGGCAGGAUGGAUCUCUCUCAUCCUGUCCACGUUGACAACUGUCUCCUGGAGCCAGAGACUAAGCACUGCUGGAAGGAACCACCGGCGUUCAUACACAGAGACCUCAGUGCCAUUCUCUACCUGAAUGACAACUUUGAUGGCGGAGAGUUGUUCUUCACCAAAAGAGAUGCCAAAACAACAACAGCCAGAGUAAAGCCCACUUGCGGCCGACUAGUGGGCUUUUCCUCGGGUCCUAUAAAUCCUCACGGUGUAACAGCCGUGACCAGCGGCCGGCGGUGUGCGCUCGCCUUGUGGUUCACGAAGGAGAAGUUCUACAGAGACAUGGAGCGGGAGGAGGCAGAGGCCGUGUGGGCAGCAGACGGACAGAGUGUGCUGAAAAAGGACGAGGAUGAGGAGGAGGGCGGCGUUUCUGCUCGCCGGACCGCUCGGAGCCAUGCGCCAAAGGAAAGGAACAGAGGGAGAGGCGGGGGGGUGACGGGGGGCAAGGAUGAGCUGUGAGAACCAGAACAAACGAGACAGACUUUAAAAGGACUAUAGACGUCUCUUUCCAUGGACACAUGACUUUUUCAGUCUUUGCCCAGCAGUCGCUCUUUUCAAUGCUGACGUUUUAUGUUCUGUUGUGUUUGAUGUGUAUAUACUUAUUUAUACUAGACGCGAUGCGGGAGGAAAACACCUUCUUGUCAUCUCUGUCACGUCAAGCUGUACUUUUAUUCUACUGACCAAUCAGUGAUUUUAAAAAGAAGAGAAUAAAACAUGUAUCAAAGGUGA
Messenger RNA from Cololabis saira (Pacific saury), 2511 nucleotides. It is a transcript of the gene p3h3, whose product is annotated as prolyl 3-hydroxylase 3. Gene Ontology annotation, biological process: collagen metabolic process. NCBI's taxonomy places the organism in Eukaryota, Metazoa, Chordata, Actinopteri, Beloniformes, Belonidae. The transcript has 16 exons. Gene Ontology annotation, molecular function: protein binding; L-ascorbic acid binding; procollagen-proline 3-dioxygenase activity. Bases 28 to 2241 code for a protein of 737 amino acids. Gene Ontology annotation, cellular component: endoplasmic reticulum. The record is from RefSeq and is a predicted model, not a curated record.